GAAGGGAAUUGUCAGGUUACAGAUCGUUAAAAUUCAACUUAAGUUUUUCUCUUGUCUAUGCCACCGUUAGAACAAAAGAAUAAAUAAAUAUAUAUACAUACAUUUAUUCUACACUGUUAAAAUAUCAUUUCAAAAUGGGGAAAGCUAUGUCUCGUAUGAACAAGUUUUGGUAUAGAUUCAAUGCUGAAAAUAGAGCUCAGAGGAUCCUCUCAGAAGAAAAACCAACUGUAGCUCCUAAGCACCCCUCUUCUCUUAAAGGAAUCCAACAAAUCCUAUCAGAUGAAACCUAUGACAAGGAGAAGGCUAUGAGAAAAGACGCAGUCUUGAAUGAGUAUCUUAAAAAGGUUUUUGUGGUGUCACAUGACCAAGUUGUGGAUGAUAGGUUUAAAAAACCUUCAGAUAAAGCAAGGUUGCCUACUGAACGAACUACUCCAGUAUCGCCAGAAUUAGGAUACAUUGAACCAAUCAAUAUUCCUAAAGGAAAAGUUACAUUAAAACAGUUGAUGGAGGUACUUACUCAUCAUCGUGAACAUCCUGAAGUGUACACUGUAGAGAGGAUAUCUGAUCAGUAUAAAAUAUCAAAUGAAAAUGCUAAAAACAUUCUUGAAUAUUUGAGCGUAUUUAGUAUUUAUAUGAAGGAGCAAACACCCACUCUUUCUGCUGGUCAUAAAAUAUCUAAAUUCUUUCAAUCUCAGAAAAGUUCUCAAAAAGCUUUGGAAGAUAAAUAAUGCCAAAAAUGUAGUUUUAGUAUUUUGUAGUUUGUAAAUAAAUAAAUAGGUUAUCAAAUUUUAA
Molecule: messenger RNA, 792 nt
Organism: Nezara viridula (southern green stink bug)
Lineage: Eukaryota; Metazoa; Arthropoda; Insecta; Hemiptera; Pentatomidae
Source: the annotation of a GenBank genome assembly